AUCAUCAGAGAUAAACGCAUUUAUCCUUGUUUUAAUGUUUUGUCGUCAGUUUGGCAUUGUAUUAAGCUAGAUACAAACGAUGGAGUAACUAUGCUUUGGCACGUCUGUCAUGCACCUCUUUGAAUUGAGACUACCAAGUUCUUUCGAUCAUGAGUGAACUGUCAAAUUGUUGUGAAUAUUUGAGUUUCAGAAGCAACGUCCCUUUGACAACUAUUUUCGUAGAUAGUAAUUCAGAAAAGGGAUGGAAGAUAUAUGAUUCUGGGCCUAAAACUGUCAAAUCUCCUUUAAUAUGCUUACCUCCCGUCUGCGGAACAGCUGAUAUCUUUUUCAAGCAAGUUCUUGGAUUGAAUGCCAAAGGAAUUCGCGUUAUCACAGCAGAGCAUCCUGCAUACUGGUCGAUUGACGAUUGGUGCAUUGGAUUUAAGAAAUUAUUAGAUUACUUGGAAUUAGAUAAGGUUCAUUUAUUUGGAGCUUCUUUAGGUGGAUUUUUGGCACAAAAGUUUGCUGAAUACACGACCAAUUGUCCACGUGUAGCUUCUUUGAUAUUGUGUAACACAUUUGUUGAUACAUCUAUAUUUAACAAUGAUGACAAGUCUAAAAUUUUUUGGGUGUUCCCUUCGUAUGUUCUAAAGAAAAUGAUUUUAGUCAAAUUCCCAUACAUGCACCACGACAAACUUAUUAUAGAUUCCGUUGAUUUUAUGGUUGAAAAGUUGGAUAGUUUAAGCCAGUCGGAUUUAGCAUCUCGACUCACUAUUAACUGUAUCAAUUCCUAUGUCAAACCGAAUAAAUUGACUUAUUUGAGUGCUAUAACUAUUAUCGAUGUUUUUGAUGAGUGUGUUCUAUCCAGUCCAGUAAGGGAACAGUUAAAGAAAUGCUACCCAGAUGCCAAGUUAGCACAUCUUAAAACAGGUGGUAAUUUUCCUUAUCUCAGCAGAAGUGAAGAAGUAAAUCUCUACUUGCAGAUUCACCUCAGACAAUUUCAAGACACUGAAUAUUCAGCUCAAGAAUGAGUGUGAGUCCUAUCUUCAUAAUGGAUUUAAAAGUCAUUUAGUUUUGCUUAGAAUUUGCUGUGCAUUUUUGGAGGUUCUGUCCUAUAAAUUACUUAAAAUUUA
Molecule: messenger RNA, 1112 nt
Organism: Cimex lectularius (bed bug)
Lineage: Eukaryota; Metazoa; Arthropoda; Insecta; Hemiptera; Cimicidae
Product: maspardin-like
Exons: 7
Coding region: 150-1010 (286 amino acids)
Source: RefSeq, a predicted model, not a curated record